UCAGGGUCUACUGUGCGGUGACGUCUGUACAAGGUUACUCGCUGCUGUACUACUGACUGUCAUAUGGAGUGUGUGUAUUGAUAGAGGAGAGCACACACAUGGGGGAGGAUAAGACGCCCGAUGAGAACUAUGGCUAUCAUCUCUUCCCGCAGCGGGACCCCCGGCAGCCCAAGCAGGAGUCUCUGUCAUCCAGACUGUACGGUUUAAAGUACAGGUGCAAGGCGAAGCUGGGGAUUGCUAUGGAUACAAAUCCACAAAUCAAGUUACUUUUAGAUGCCAUGAAACAGUCUGGUUGUGCAGCCUUCAGGGAUAGACACUUUUCCUGUGAAGAAUGUGAUGGGUCAGUGGGUGGAGGAUUUGAUUCGGCUACCUCUGAGAUUGUAUUAUGUCAGAAUAAUAUUCGUGAUCAGCCACAUAUGAACAGAGUGGUUACACAUGAACUGAUUCAUGCUUUUGAUCACUGCCGUGCACAGGUUGAUUUCUUAAACAAUGUUCACCAUUUAGCCUGCUCUGAGAUCAGAGCUGCUAGUCUUAGUGGAGAUUGCUCCCUUACUAAUGAGAUUUUGCGGUUGAAUUUUGGUGUUAAGCAACAUCAUCAGACUUGUGUACGGGGCCGAGCUGUGCAAUCCAUUGUAGCUGCAAGAAAAUUCAGUCAAGAGACAGCGGAAAAGGCUGUGGAUGAUGUCUUUGAUUCAUGUUUCAAUGAUCGAGAACCAUUUGGGCGAAUUCCUCAUAAUAAAGCAGAAGCAAAAAUGGCAUACAGAGAAUUUAAAAAUCAAGGACGUUAUUAUGAAAAUAUUUAAGUGAAAGAAUGCUAUAUUAAUGUAACCUAUUGCAAAACAUUGUCAUUUUUUUAUUUUAAUAUACUAUAUAAUAAAAGGCUAGCACUGCUCCUCACCCUUAUGGGAGGAAAUCAAGUGUUUGGUGCACCGGCGACCACUAGUUCAGGCGUGCACACCUGCUGGCGUUGACAUUACUGUUAUUUUGUUCCGUCAUUUUAACGGGCUGGUAACUAGUUGGAAUUAUAAAUCAACCAUGCAUGUUUAUUACAAUUUUGUUUCAAAUAUAAUAAAAUGUGUUUAUUUUUCUGUAAUGUUUGUAGCUACAAUGAAAAUAAACAUUUUCUUUGAA
Messenger RNA from Pseudophryne corroboree (corroboree frog), 1131 nucleotides. Its product is annotated as mitochondrial inner membrane protease ATP23 homolog. The record is from RefSeq and is a predicted model, not a curated record. The transcript is spliced from 6 exons. Gene Ontology annotation, molecular function: metalloendopeptidase activity. Gene Ontology annotation, biological process: mitochondrial protein processing; mitochondrial proton-transporting ATP synthase complex assembly. Lineage: Eukaryota; Metazoa; Chordata; Amphibia; Anura; Myobatrachidae. The coding region runs from base 99 to 803 and encodes 234 amino acids.